AGCGCCGGCGAGCCUAGUCCGUCGCCGGGACGUUCGCGUUCCCCCCUACAUGAACAUAUGUAGGUAACGUUAUCGGACAAAACAUUUAUCGGGGCACGAUUCCUGAUAUCGACUAGUUUCUGGACUCAAAAUACUGGUGUUAUACGGCCUCUGUGAUUAUAAUCACCGUGUGUUCCACCCUCGACUGCUCUCAUGCCUUGUUGGUGUCGGGGGCGCAGCGCGGGCGCGAGCGGCAUGCGGCCCAUGCAGACGCCCAUGGAGGUCGGCUAGCGGCGCGCGCGCAGCCCCCGCGCCCGCUCUCCUCGCCCCGCACCAACGACGCCAUGGAACUCGCGGACGUGCCGAGGCACAGACCCCUCGCCUUCGAUAAGAUGGAAUGUUUGGUUAAGGAAAUGCAAGAUCCAGUUACAGGUGUACCAAUACGUAGUCAAAAACUAUUUCUCACCUUUAUUCCAUCUGCUUUUAUGGGAUGUGAUCUUGUCGAAUGGCUAAUGGAAAGGUUUCACUAUGAAGAUGGCACAAAUGUCGAAGCUGUAAAUUUAGGCAAUCUUCUAUGUCAAUACGGUUACUUCUUUCCUGUCAACGAUCUGAAAAAUCUAGUUUUUAAAGAUGAUUCUUCUCUAUAUCGAUUUCAAAGCCCUUACUACUGGCCUUGGCAAGCGCCAAGAGUGGCUGGGAGCGGGUCGAGUGCGCCCACACUCGGCCCGGACAACAUCGAGUACGCUAUAUACUUAGUGAAGCGCACCCUCCGCAACAAACAGCGGCACGGCCUAGAGGACUACGAGCAGGAAGCACUCGCUAACCUCAAGAAGAACCUCGCAGCUAAGUGGGACUUUAUCACCAUGCAGGCUGAAGAACAGGUUCGGGUCCGUCUAGCCAAAGAGCGGAAAAAGGGUGACAAAAUAAUUAGCGAUAGCCAAGAGCGUGCCUACUGGCGCGUUGCAAGGCCGCCCCCCGGCGUGCCGAGCGCAUUGGAACCUUGCCCAGUGCCAGUGCGCUCACGGCAACCUAAGGCUAAGAAACGGACAAUACCACAAUUACAACGAGAAAUUGAACACCUCAAAGCAAGCCUGGAUCGCACAAGAGUGAAAACUUCGGUAGCUUUGGAAGCGCUCAUGGCGUAUUCAGAAACUUAUGCACCUUACGAUCCUUGGCUUACGCAACCACAACCUUCCAAUCCUUGGAUAAGCGACGACACUCUCUUUUGGCAGAUAAAUAGUCCAAUAGUGGAAAUACCUAGUGAGAAACGGGUGCAGCGAUGGGCACUGUCGAUAGAAGAACUUGUAUCAGAUCCUACAGGUCUGCAAGAAUUCACAAGUUUUCUUAGAAAGGAGUACUCCCAUGAAAAUAUACGAUUUUGGCUUGCUGUUAUGGAUUUACGAAGGAGCAGUACUAAGCAAAUACCUAAGAAACUUGAUGAAAUCUUCGAAGAAUUCCUUACGCCCGGAGCGCCGUGCGAGAUUAAUAUCGACGGUGCGACCGCUGAACGCGUGGCAGAAGCACGUCGAAGCGGAUCCCGGUAUGCGCUUGACCACGCCGCAGACCACGUGUAUGGACUUCUGCUGAAAAAGGACUGCUAUCCCCGCUUUAUACGCUCGGAUCACUUUCAACGUCUCCUUACCGAGGGGAGAAAUGUUUAUCAGAAGAAGGCUAAAUUCUUCAAUUUUGGUGGACAAGUGAAGAAGAAGCCUAGCUCCACCAGUGGUAGUGGUGGAAGUGGGAGCGGUACAGGUCUAUCCAGAAGACGUGGAUCUGACCGCUCGCUGUCAGGUUCAGCGCAUGAGUUGGCAGUGUGCGCUGUGCAGCCACCGCGGCCGCCUGAACCACCGCCACAUAGCCACUCUCAGUCUAACCUUUGUGAUAUUCCCUUCAGAGACCCUUUGGAUGAUGACACAUCUGAAGUGUUACCCUGGGAAACUUCAACACGGGAAGGACCUUACGGUGGAGUUAGACGGCGACAAGAUUCAACGGCUGAUUCAGGCAGUUCAUCGUCAGAUGUUAGUGCAGCUGUAGGAAGUGGAGAAAGAAUGAGACGGCUUCCUCAGCAAAGUACAUUAGAUGGUGGACUCCGAGGGGCACCGCCACCGUUACGAAGACUUUCUGCUGUAGAACCAAGGCAUUUGGCACCGCUUGCGUCACCUCCACAUUCUCCUCGACAAAAGCGUAUAACUGCUAUACAGCCAUCAGUUUCUCAUACACAAACUUCAGCGCACCAUCCUACCCCAACUAUCAGUGUAAGUUCUGCUCCUGAUGAAGAAUCAGGUGACUCUCCUCCGAGAACAAUCUCUCCUGAUGAGCGCCGCUCUCUUAUACACUCUGAAGAACCAUCAUCAGUGUUUGCUUCAACAGAUGUAACUCCAACUGAACCUGGCCAUGUAUUUGUAGAACGCGCUAUCGUUGAAGUCGGUGGAGAUUCUAUUGAAGUAAGAACUGAGAAUGUAAAAGACGUAAUUCCAGAUAAUCUUGAAAAUGAUGAUACUGCAGAUGUCACUUGUCAAGAAUUAUCGAAAACGAUUACAGAUACAAAUGCUAAUUCAAAAUCUUUUAGUGAUAACGUUACCUCAACCCCCCCAUUCUCUCGAGAGACAUCUUUGGUGAAAGAAACGAAUCCGGCCUCGCAAUUAGAAAAUGUAAAAAGAACAUCUUCUGAAUUAUCAGAUAUUCCAGGAGAUACAAUAAGGAGUACUGUCAACAGACACGAUGCUACUCCAGCUCAAAACGUUAUAACGCGUGUUAUUGUAAGUCAGAAGAGUACGGAAGUUAUGUCGCCACCUCUUAGCAUAAUUUCAGAUAAAGAAAGUGUGCGAUCGACCUCGGAAGUGCUUCGAUUUCCAAUAGCACCUCUAGCUACUUGUGAAGACAUAGGAGUGGAAGAUGAUAGUGUAGAUAAAGUGCCUUUGGUACAGAGAGUCGCUGGGGAUUCCAAUACGGUGUCUGAAAAUGUGAAAACAGUUGCUCAUGUGGACGAACUAUCUUCCGUGUCUGAAACUGAUAAUAUUGUUAAGCGUGAUAGCAAAAGCACAAUCAGUGAACGUAAACAGAGGAAUGACAUUUGUCCUUGGGAAGACGAGAAUUCCUGUGAGAGUGACGCUCCAUUUGUUAAAACUUAUGCAACUCUUGGUUAUUUAUAAUUUAUGUAGGUGAAAUGAAUAACAAUAAUUUAUGAUGUCAGGGUUAUAGUAAACAUAAAAUUUAAUUUCUAGAACCGAUUUCUAUUUUCGCCGUGUAGGAUUAUUAAUGAAUAUCUGAAACAAAAAUCGUUUCUCAUAAAUCGUAUGUUAUGAAUCUUUUAAAUUGUGUGCUUAGAAUCCUUUCUACUAUAAUUUCUUAGAAGACAAACCUUUGAAUGUGUAUAUGACUUAAAAUGAGCAUCAUUUUUUACAUUUCCUCAUUUACGUUCAGCAUUAAAAUAUUUAUAAAUAUUAUUAUAUUAGAUGAAUUGCCUACUUUUAAACGUAGAACCUAUUUUUAUAAUUUGCUGUAACUAUCUAUAAAUAAAUUGUAAAUAUUGUUUGUUAGCUUUCAUUGAUUUGAACUAAAAUAUCAUACUAUACACUUACACGACGCACGUGUGUGUACUCGUAGUCCUAAAAGAGAGGUAACUGUGUGAAUAAAACCUUUCUUAAUUGUAACAAUUUUAAAUAAACGAGUCUCAAUGUAUCGUGCAUAGUCCAAAGAAAGUGUUCGAAUUUUGAAAU
Messenger RNA from Zerene cesonia (dogface butterfly), 3698 nucleotides. RefSeq lists its product as uncharacterized. The transcript has 13 exons. Lineage: Eukaryota; Metazoa; Arthropoda; Insecta; Lepidoptera; Pieridae. The record is from RefSeq and is a predicted model, not a curated record. Bases 324 to 3131 code for a protein of 935 amino acids. Gene Ontology annotation, biological process: regulation of G protein-coupled receptor signaling pathway; G protein-coupled receptor signaling pathway; intracellular signal transduction.